AUGCCUGCAGACUUUGCAUCGACUGAGAUCAAGGAUUUGAAGAAGAUCACACAGCGGGAGGCACAUGAACUCCAGCUGUCCGUGCAGCAAAACAUCGAAUCUCUCCACGGCGGUGAAGCUGUCGGCAUAGUAAAAAAUCUCACAAUCAAUCACCAUCCCAACAAUGCACCCAUCCAGGCUUCAGCCAACGACCCCUACUACAAGUUGAUCGAGGCCCUCAACCUCCAGCAAGCGGAUUCUGAGGGCUUUCUGGAGAGAUGCAGGCGUGGAAUAACUCCAGGUACCUGUAAAUGGCUUCGAGAGGAUGAGCCCAAGUUUGGGGAAUGGAUCGAAGGCAACAGCCGGAUUCUUUGGGUCAUUGGCGGACCUGGAACUGGCAAAACCAUGCUUUCCGUGUCCAGCGUCGACCAUAUACAAGUACAGAUCAGACGCAGAGGAACCCCGGCUAGUCAGGAGAACAAGCAAAGUCACCGCCCCGACACACUGGCUUACUGCUUUUGCAAUCCCACCCAGGCGAAUACGAUGCACGCCAUCAUCGGCAGCCUUCUCCGGCAGCUCAUAAAUAAUCACCGUGGGCUUCUCCAAACGCUGGUUAGCGAAAGGGUGACGUACGAUGGCGACCAAUUGUUCGCAGUUCUUAAACACAUCCUAAGACAGCUGGAAGCGCAUUUCCGUUAUAUUUAUAUUAUUCUCGACGGCGUCGACGAAUGUGAUGUUACGGAGGGCAAAAAGCUCGUCGGCAGUCUUCUUGGGUUCGUGAAAGAAGGCGAUUUGAAGACGAAGAUACUUGUGACAAGCCAGGAAGAGGACUGGAUCGUGGGCAAUCUCGAUGCCAACAAAGUUCCACAAAUCCGUAUUGGACGGAGCAACAUUGCCGGCGACAUCAAGAAGACAAUAGAACACCAGAUCGAGGUGGCACACCUCGACGCCAAGAUCGGUUCGCAAUGGCAAGAGACGCUCAAGAACCAUCUCUUAGAAAACACUCGAGAUACAUUCCUAUGGCCUACCUUGGUCAUCAAAAAUCUUGAAGAGUAUGGGCGUACGUCCGACGACCUGGACUUUGACAACAUGAUUGCCGAGAUUCCUUCCGACCUCUACGACCUUUACGAGGGAAUGAUGCGCAGGAUCUACCGCCGCGUCUGCCAGCACCGUUUCACUCUGGACGAGGUUAACUUUGUGCUGCAGCUUGUCAGCGUAGCGAAACGGGACUUGACAAAAGAGGAGAUUGACAUGGCUUUUGGUAUAUGGAAAAGGAAGACAGCAGGAGGCCCCAAGGAGGUGCCAAACCUUAACAGCAUGAGAUCCAUGACCUACAAAUCUUGUUUGCCGCUUGUAUCCGUUGACGAAAAAACCCAAGUGGUCUACCUCAUGCACAAUUCUGUCGCCAAAUACCUCAUGACCAACAGACCUUGCGUGGUACGGGAUGAGAUGUUCAGUGACGCGCCUCAUCAACCUUCCGGUUUAUCACUACGAUCUUUGGCCGACGGGACAACAAAACACCCAAGCUUUCAAAUUGAUCCAUCACGCGCUAACUUUCUCGUCCUGGACAUUUGUCUUUGGUUCCUCAACAUAUGCGGAAUCAACAGCGAUGAAGGGAUGUCCAGGUAUGAGCAGGAACUUCUUUGGGAUUUGGAAUUGGAGAGUCCGGACUCGGAGGGGCAGGGACAAAAGAAAAAGGCCCCUGUUUUCUUCAGCUAUGCGAGGAAGUACUGGCAAUACCACGCACUGGACACGAUGGACCUUGAUCAAGCCACCCGCGAGUUACGGAAACUACCCAACAUGUCAAUCUUGCGGGACAGGCUCCUGCUGAGCGCCGCUGAGCGCGGCCACGCCAGAAUUCUGCGGAUUCUUCUCAAAGAGAUGGGAGCAAGUCCGAAUGUGGCAGCGCGGGACGGAAAAACAGCUCUUCACAUUGCUGCCCUUGGUGGACAUGUUGCUACGGUCCAGCUGCUCCUUGACCAUGGCGCUGACCUCCACCAGAAAGACUCUGUUGGUGCGACUGCCCUGCACUGGGCUGCGGGAGGGGGUAAACUCAAUAUCGUGACUCAGCUGUUUCUGGAUGUUGAAAUGCCCGAUGAAGAAGGCGGCACACUGCUCGCCUGGGCGCUUGAAAACGGCUCCAAAGAGGUUGUCGAGUUUCUCCUUGUAAACGGCGCCAAGACGGACAUUAGGUAUUUUCUAGACGCUCGACGUACAGUCGUGGACAGGACAAACCUGACAACUCUGCUUCAUUCCAUUUCGGAGCUGCUUGAAGAUCUGUUCGGCGGGCUCGAAAUGACGCAGCCAGAAGGGAGGCAAAGAACGCCACUGGCUCGGGCUGCCGAGCGUGGGCUUGAACCAGUUGUCCAACUAUUACACGAUUAUGGCGCCGACCCUAACUUCAAAGAUCUGUUGGACCGCGCUCCUGCGUGGUGGGCUGCCAAGAACCGAUAUGGGGGAGUGGUCGAGACGCUCAAGAGGCGAGGCGCCGAGUGCAACUCGCAACUGAGGCUCGCCGUUUUGAGAAAGGAGAUACCGGCAAUCAAGACCCUCCUCGAAAUGGAAGAUGUGGAUCUGAACUGGGAAAACGAGCGGGGAAUUUCGCAUGUCUGCUCUGCUGCUGCCAGCGGGGACAGAGACGUGAUGGAGGCACUGCUGGAAGAUGAAAGAACUGAUACGGAAUCCAAGGCCCACACCUUUUCGCCUCAUGCCCCUGGGAGUUGCCGCACUUAUUGGUAA
Messenger RNA from Chaetomium globosum CBS 148.51, 2718 nucleotides. RefSeq lists its product as uncharacterized. The record is from RefSeq and is a predicted model, not a curated record. The transcript is spliced from 5 exons. The coding region runs from base 1 to 2718 and encodes 905 amino acids. Gene Ontology annotation, molecular function: protein binding. Gene Ontology annotation, cellular component: nucleus; cytoplasm. NCBI's taxonomy places the organism in Eukaryota, Fungi, Ascomycota, Sordariomycetes, Sordariales, Chaetomiaceae.